AUGACUAUUACAACUUACCUUGGUAAAAGAGAUUUCAUCGAUCGCGGUGAUUAUGUUGAUUUGAUAGAUGGCAUGGUAUUAGUAGAUGAAGAAACAGUCCGAGAAGGCAGGCGAGUUACGGCGACGUUGUUGGCAGCUUUUCGAUAUGGUCGAGAAGAUCUGGACGUGUUAGGAUUAACAUUUCGAAAAGAUCUGAUUUCGCAACAGUAUCAGAAUGUUUUCGUUCUGAUUCAUACACCAUACCAAUCAACAGCUUUAUACUCUAAACACUUAACAUGCAUAAUUCUUACCCCAUGUUCCGCUUAUCCCCCUUAUUUCGUCUUCACCCAUUUGUUGCGCUGUCGUACACUGCUUUGUCCGAUAAGCCAAAAAGGACAGAAGUCAACGUUUGAUUGCCUGAAGGCUUGGGGAGAUUCGCGGUGGUUGUGUUUCAAUUGCCUAAGUGGUGCAGUAGAUAUGUUGAGCUCCUGUGUCGAGGCCAGUGGAUUUAGACAGAAUCCCAGAUCAGGUGUACACCUCAACAUUGCAGCUGUUACAUGUUUGAAAGUGGUUACUGCUUCAUUUUGGAAGGUUUUUCCUCCAAACCCAUCUCAAGCGACCAGGCCAUUGACGCGAUUGCAAGAAAGGCUAAAGCGAAAACUCGGCGAUCUGGCGUUCCCAUUUUGGUUUGAAAUACCCCCACGGAGUGCCAGCAGCGUCACUUUACAGCCUGCCCCUGGCGAUACUGGGAAACCAUGUGGAGUAGAUUACGAAUUGAAAACGGUAGUUGGAGGUCCAGACACCAAUACAAGCGAUCGUCAACGUAGAAAGUCGACUAAUUCUAGCAGCAGCGUGAGACUUGCAAUUCGAAAACUUACUUACGCUCCUUGGGAAGCGAGGCCACAACCGACAGCUGACGUUAGCAAAGACUUCAUGAUGAGUGCUGGACUCUUGCAUAUGGAAGCAUCGCUUGACAAAGAGAUGUACUACCAUGGUGAGUCAAUAGCUGUGAAUGUCCACAUCCAAAACAACAGCAAUAAAUCUGUAAAAAAACUGAAGGUCAGUGUUGUACAGAUCGCCGAUAUCUGUCUUUUCACCACAGCAUCGUAUACAUGCGAAGUAGCUCGGGUGGAAAGCGCGGAGGGUUUUCCCGUUGGUCCUGGUGCAACACUUUCAAAAGUAUAUUCCGUAUGCCCACUACUGCGAAAUAACAAAGAUAAAAGAGGUUUAGCUCUAGAUGGUCAGCUGAAACAUGAGGACACGAAUUUGGCAUCGAGCACUAUAAUGGAACCAUCAACAACGAAAGAAAGUCUUGGCAUCGUUGUGGCAUACAGAGUGAAAAUUCGUGCUGCUAUUGCUGGACCACUUGGUGGAGAAUUGGUGGCAGAACUUCCGUUCACUCUUACCCAUGCAAAACCUGCUGAGACUCCUGAAAGAAGGGAUCGACCUAUUGUAAGCCGAUCUGCGCAAGGAAGUGCAGGGCCGGAUCCGUUAGAGGUUGAUCUGAUACAGCUAAAUGAGGAAAUAAAUGACUUGCGCAUGGACGAAGACGACUUGAUUUUUGAGGACUUUACUCGUCUACGGCUCAAAGGAGCGGACUCAACAGAAGAAGCCUCGCCGAGUAACUUUUCUCGUUUAUUUUUGCGCUCGGCCUUACGUAAUUCAGCUAUGCAACGCAGGGUCCUGGUUAUCUUUAUGCCCUUUUUAUCUUCGGAAACAUUUGGUACUAAAGCACUUUUGAACCUCAAGUAA
This is a messenger RNA of Strongylus vulgaris, 1731 nucleotides long. The record is from the annotation of a GenBank genome assembly. NCBI's taxonomy places the organism in Eukaryota, Metazoa, Nematoda, Chromadorea, Rhabditida, Strongylidae.